GCUGGUGUUUUGUGUGUGUUCAAUGCAAUUUAAAUUGUAUUGUUUUACAACUAAAAAUAAAUAAUACAUGGAAAGCUAGUCAAUCGCAUAGGCGUUGACAUUCAAUUUCUUUCUUUGGCAUUUAUUUAUUAAGGAGUUACAGGCUGACAACUAUUAAAUAUACAACCAGUGAACAAAAUUGAUAAGCUUAUCUUUACGGAAGCGCAGCAACAAUAAGCAUAUCAUAUUCUACCAAAAUCAAUCGCUGUUCUGGCAAUUGAAAUAGAAACUUUUUUGUCUGCGUGGCUUCAAGUUGUGGGCGUGUUUCAACUUUUCGGCCUAGUCAUGAACAAGUACUUAUCUGUUCUACUGCUAUCCGUGGCAAUUGUCGGAGCUGCUAAACCCGCAGAAGAUAAUGAAUCGUGCUACUCCUUUGCCGGCGGCUCUGUUUAUCCCGACCAGCCCAAGGGCGACCAUCAGCUGCAAUACACCAAGGCAGUCAUUUCCAAGCCAGCUCCACAGUUCGAGGGAACAGCAGUGGUUAAUAAGGAGAUUGUGAAGCUAUCGCUAUCCCAAUACCUGGGAAAGUAUGUGGUGCUACUCUUCUACCCACUUGACUUCACCUUUGUCUGCCCUACGGAAAUCAUAGCCUUCUCCGAUCGCAUCGCCGAAUUCAAGAAAAUCAAGACUGAAGUGAUCGGCGUCAGCGUGGACUCACAUUUCACCCACUUGGCCUGGAUCAACACGCCACGCAAGGAGGGCGGCCUGGGCGACGUCAAGAUCCCGCUGCUGUCUGAUCUCACUCACAAAAUCAGCAAGGAUUACGGAGUCUAUCUGGAGUCUAGCGGUCAUGCCCUGCGUGGUCUCUUCAUAAUCGAUCAAACCGGAGUGCUGCGACAGAUCACCAUGAACGAUCUGCCGGUAGGAAGAUCUGUGGAUGAGACUAUUCGCCUGGUGCAGGCAUUCCAGUACACGGAUACCCAUGGAGAGGUUUGCCCAGCAGGCUGGAGGCCAGGUGCAGAUACGAUUGUUCCUAACCCUGAGGAGAAAACCAAGUACUUUGCCAAGAAUAACUAAGGAUGCACAUCACAUUAUCAGCCUAACCCAGUUACAUUCCAAAUGUUCACGACUGAAUCACGACUAAAUCGAACAAUAGGCCCCGUCGCUUGAGUCCUCUGUACAAAAGUCUACAAUGCCACCGAUUGCAAAUGGUUCGCAUUUGUUUUGUAUAAAAUAUAGUUUCUUUAUUUUACAGCAUAACUGAAAGAUAAAUAAAUUGAUGAAGUACA
Molecule: messenger RNA, 1268 nt
Organism: Drosophila eugracilis
Lineage: Eukaryota; Metazoa; Arthropoda; Insecta; Diptera; Drosophilidae
Gene: Prx4
Product: peroxiredoxin-2
Exons: 5
Coding region: 325-1056 (243 amino acids)
Biological process (GO): cellular response to stress; hydrogen peroxide catabolic process; cell redox homeostasis
Cellular component (GO): cytosol; endoplasmic reticulum
Molecular function (GO): thioredoxin peroxidase activity
Source: RefSeq, a predicted model, not a curated record